AUGAGUGAAUAUGACUUAAGUAAAACUGUAACUCAAAUCAUUAGACAAAUGAAAAAGCCUGACAGUGUUGAUGAUGAAUUAGAGAAUGUUGUUGUUUCUCCUUUCGUUGGAAAAGUUGGCAAGACUUGUUCCAUUGAUGUGAUAGCUAAACUUCAAUCCAAACUUAGUUCUGAUCAAAUGUCUACAUAUAAGAGCAGUAGGUUUUGUGUAUUCUUGGGACGAGGAAAGGAUGUAUUGAGUCUUAGGUUUAUACAUUCUAUACUACUCAGGGAAGUUCAUCAUCCAGACAUGUCCGAGCUUUGGUUUUAUUAUGGCUCGGGUAACAUGUGUUUUAGUUUGUAUGAGUUUGGAUUGGUUAGUGGUCUUGUUUGCGGUGGGGACGAGCCUAGAUUUUCUGAUUAUUGUAAUGGUGGAACCUUUUAUGGUAAAUUUUUUAGUGAUGAGAAUAGGAUUACUCGUCAGGUUAUAGAAUCGAAGUUUAAUGAUGCCGUUUGGGAGAAUGACGAUGAGGCAGUGAAGUUUGCAAAGGUGUAUUUUGUCAAAUGUUUUCUAUUGGGAAGUCUUAAAACUACAUUGAUUGACAGUCGCUUCAUUACCCUGUUGGACUGCUCAGAUUUUGAUGAUUUUCUAUGGGGAAAAUAUUCAUUUCAGUUAUUCGUCCAGUCUACAAAGAAUAAGCUUUGA
Molecule: messenger RNA, 684 nt
Organism: Mercurialis annua (annual mercury)
Lineage: Eukaryota; Viridiplantae; Streptophyta; Magnoliopsida; Malpighiales; Euphorbiaceae
Exons: 2
Coding region: 1-684 (227 amino acids)
Source: RefSeq, a predicted model, not a curated record